Astrephomene gubernaculifera is the source of this 2818-nucleotide messenger RNA. The record is from the annotation of a GenBank genome assembly. NCBI's taxonomy places the organism in Eukaryota, Viridiplantae, Chlorophyta, Chlorophyceae, Chlamydomonadales, Astrephomenaceae.
CGUUGAUAGAAGCAAGGACACCUUUCAAAGCCUGUCGCUCCCAUGUGUGGAUACCCACUCUUAGCGAAUUCAAUAUCUGCCUUUGCAUCAUCCUCUCUACUGGGAUAAGCCUCUGAAUUUGAGCUAAGCUCUUGACCACCGUUACAAAAAUCCACAAUUAUACCGCUUCCUUAUCUCUUGAAUUUUACAUAGGUGGAGGGGGCCCAGCGCCAUGGCCCGCCUCCUUCUAGCUGCGUGCGUUGUCAUCGCGGGAUGCCUCCUGCCAGCUUAUGUGAACGCAGCAAGCUGCUACAAGUUCCUUUCAAAAGAUGAUUAUCCUAACUGUAUGCAGCUUGAUUCCAGCCUCGUUUUGCACUGGCGCACAAUCGAUAACAAAACACUGGAGCUAGCGCCAGAUGCUGAUGGCUACCUGGGGUGGCUGGCGAUUGGGAUUUCAGAGGCGGGCUUGAAGGGUGUUGAUAUCAACGUCGUCGUCCUUGGCUCCCAAGGCCUGUCGUGGAUUAUGGGCGACUACUUCAUGAUCAACGCCACCACUCCGAACCUGGACGAGGAGCAGAACGCCGUGCUGGUCGUCUCCCCCACCAUCGACCGGGACAACCACACGCUCGCCAUCUGGCAGCGCCCGCUGGACUCCUGCGACACGGAGGACACCCCCGUGUUCCAGGACGUGGAGCGCUCCAUCAGCUGGGCCUACAGCUACGACAACGAGUGGGAGGUGGACAAGGCCUCCUUCACCAACCUCACCCGCGGCCUCAUCACCGGCGUGCGCCUCUUCCCCAGCUCCAACUCCUCCUCCUCCUCCUCCGCGGAUGCGCUCUCCACCUCCAUCACCCUAGCCAUGCCCAGCUUCCCCGUGCCCGCAGCCAACACCAGCGUCGUCUGCGUCAACCUGCAGCUCCCCAACGACACCGCCUACCACGUCACCGCCUACCAGGGCUUCAACACCACGCCCUUCGUGCACCAUGUCAUUGGCUACGUCUGCGCGGCGGGUGUCGUACCGGCGGCUCCGGCGCUGGGGGUGCCGUACAAGUGCGCCAAUUCCUCCUGGCCCAACCCGCUGCAGGCGGCUCUGCCGGUGGGCUGCGAGACGGUAAACUACGUGUGGGCUCCGGGCGCCAAGGGCUUCACGGCGCCGCCGGAGGCUGGGUUUGCGAUGGGCGCGGGCUCGGCGGGGGCUUUGGUGUUGCAGGUGUUUUACCAGAACCCGACUGGCGUGGUGGGCAAGUCCGACUCCUCGGGCCUGACGCUCACCUACACGCCCACCCUGCGCGCCAGCACGCUGGGUGUGCUGACGCUGGGCAACACUGACCUGCGCAUCCCCGCUGCGGCGGCCCGCUACACCGCGCUGCCCAACAUCUGCCCCGCCUCCUGCACCGGCAAGCGGGUUCUGCAGCCCGUGUCGCUGGUCUCCAACUUUUACAUGAUGGGCCGGCGGGGUGUGUCUACCCUCACUCGCCACAUCCGCAACGGCUCAGCCAUCCAGCCAGUGGGCCGCAUCAACUACUGGGACGUGGAACACCCGGGCUUCCUGACGGUCUUCCCCGACUCGCGCACGCUGCUGCCCAACGACACCCUCAUCAGCCUCUGCACCUACGACAACUCCAACUCCGACAGCAUGACCUUCUACGGCAACUACCCCUGGCAGGAGCUCUGCUUCAACUACCUCACCUUCUUCCCCGCCUCCGCCAUGCCUGACCUGGACUACUGCGUGGCGGACACGCGCAAGAACGUCACCACCUGCGCCACCCGCACGCUGCUGGCCGCCAUGCGCGAUGUGCCCGACCCCACGCAGCUGCUGAACGGCACCAAGGUGUCCGUGGGCCCGCUCAACAUUUCCUACUACGAGUCCGCGGAGUGUGUGUUGCACGACCAGCUGGAUGUGACGCCUUACCACAAACCCAACACGCGGGCGGCGGUGGCGUCCAUAGUGCUGGUUCCCACCGUGCUGCUUGUGGUGGGCUGGAUGCUGUACAGCAAGUACAGCAAGCAAGAGGAGCUGGAGCUGCUGCUUGCAAGAGCGGAGCAGGAGGGCAUUGAGGCGCCCAUGGUCGGCUAAAGAGGGGAUGUCUGAUUGCUCUGCAGUGGUAGCUGCCGGGUUGUGUGGUGUGCAAAUGAGAGCUGUCGAGUGACGACUGAGCGGGUUUCAGGGUCCGUGGGUAAGGGCUCGGGAGUAAGGACAGCGCUCCGUGGCUUGUGGGUGCGAGCAGGUACCGCACCCUGGCCCGGGUUCUCCUCUCUUGCUUCACCCAUGUGGGUGGGUGUAUAUGUCAAGAGACUUUAUUGUUCUUCGUGUAGAGGUUAACUAGGUUGGGUACUAUCGAGCGGUGUGCGAGCGUGUGAAUCCGGGCUAAUUUACUUUGCGGGCGCUUGGGGGUGAUGGGGCGGCAAACCCCACGGUUGCCAGAACCUUGACUGCUGUGCAUGAGGAGUGCUUUGAACUGUUCUUGCGUGGGGCACCAGUGAUAACACAGUUUUGGGGGAUUGGAGAGGUGCGGGUCGCGCUGCUGUUAUCCGUGCGAAGCUAGUACGGCCGCUGACUAGCGGUCAACGGCGCAGUGUGACGGUGGUGGUGGGGACUGUUGCACUGCUCGUGGUGGCUUUUGGACAUGCGGACGUCGGGCACACAUGUAGGUUAUUUUACUCGUGUGGAUUGGGCUCUUGAUCAUCCAGUUACUUGGACACAGCACACACAACACAACGGCUUACAUCCUGAAGCCCAGUGUGCUGCAUAUGGUGGUUAUGUGGUUCCCUGAGAAAUCAGGCGUAACUCCAUGCCUGUCAGGUGACCUCCCCUGGUGCCCUGGUGCCGCCCUCGUAA